GAAACAGAAAAGAAGCAGCUCACACAACUCUGUUUCUCUUUGUGUGAUUCCAUUUUGGUAGCUGGGUUUCUCAGUCCAUUUCACCUGGCGUAUAUGUAAUCAGAGACGUAAUUACACUCUCUGUAUAUCACUCAAUUGCGUUUUGGAAGAUAUAGAGGGAGUGAGUCUGAAGAUCUGUAUUCCCUUUCGUUUUUCAAAGUCGCUUUCGCUCUUGUUAAUUUCAUUGCGGGAUUUUAGGUGGGAAAGCUAAAAAGGUCCUAUAUUUGGAUAUGGGAUUGUGAGAGCUUCCUUAUGGUGAUUGAGGGUUGAAGGGCUCCAGCUGUACAGGAAUAAAUCAAAAUGGCUCCUAAGGCUCCUGCUAGCAAGGCUGAUAAGAAGGCUGCAGUUGAUGCAGCAGCAUGGAUAUUCAAUGUUGUCACAUCUGUUGGAAUCAUUAUUGUCAAUAAGGCAUUAAUGGCAACUUAUGGCUUCAGUUUUGCUACAACAUUAACUGGUAUGCAUUUUGCUACAACCACCUUGAUGACAGCUGUUCUUAGAUGGCUGGGAUACAUCCAAUCUUCCCAUCUUCCAUUUUCAGACCUUCUGAAAUUCGUACUAUUUGCAAACUUCUCUAUUGUUGGGAUGAAUGUCAGUUUAAUGUGGAAUUCAGUGGGAUUCUACCAGAUUGCAAAAUUAAGCAUGAUCCCUGUAUCUUGCUUAUUGGAAGUUGUAUUUGACAAGAUUCGAUAUUCAAGGGACACAAAGCUCAGCAUUGGUGUGGUGCUCUUAGGUGUUGCUGUCUGCACAGUUACUGAUGUAAGUGUUAAUACUAGAGGGUUCAUUGCUGCCUUAAUUGCCGUAUGGAGCACUGCUCUGCAACAAUAUUAUGUUCAUUUCCUUCAAAGAAAAUAUUCAUUAAGUUCAUUCAAUCUGCUGGGACAUACUGCUCCUGCUCAGGCUGCCAGUCUACUGAUAGUUGGCCCCUUUCUGGAUUAUUGGCUGACAAGCAGCCGGAUUGACCAUUAUAACUUCACUGUUGCAUCUACGGCGUUCAUUCUUCUUUCUUGCACUAUUGCUAUAGGCACCAAUCUUAGUCAGUUCAUCUGCAUUGGCAGAUUUACUGCUGUCUCAUUUCAAGUGCUCGGUCAUAUGAAAACCAUCCUUGUUCUGACUCUGGGAUUUUUGUUCUUUGGGAAAGAGGGCCUCAAUUUACAUGUCGUCUUUGGCAUGAUCCUUGCUGUUAUGGGCAUGGUUUGGUAUGGCAAUGCCUCAUCUAAACCUGGUGGGAAGGAGAGGCCAAAACAUCCAGAAACCUCUGAACAAAACGACGAGAAGGUCUAAGAAUGUCAACGGUUGAAGUCGUGAGAGAUAAUACAACAAUACAAGGACAUUUUAGCCACCAUGCUCUAGAUACACCCUACCUAAGUUAAAUGGUCCUCUGAAUUUUGUAAUUGUACCUUAUAUAUCUUUACACUCCAUUGAGAGGGAUUGAAACUAUGGUAUAGGUAUUAGUUGUCCUCCAUUCUCCAUCAUAAUUUAUAUAUGUCGAUUUUUUUGGCUGUGGCUUUUCUCUUCAAUAAUGGUCUUGAAAUCAUUAGUGAAAUGUGAGAUGCAAUUAUCUUUUUUGUUU
Messenger RNA from Ipomoea triloba (trilobed morning glory), 1609 nucleotides. RefSeq names its product UDP-rhamnose/UDP-galactose transporter 6-like. Lineage: Eukaryota; Viridiplantae; Streptophyta; Magnoliopsida; Solanales; Convolvulaceae. The transcript is spliced from 6 exons. The record is from RefSeq and is a predicted model, not a curated record. Bases 340 to 1320 code for a protein of 326 amino acids. Gene Ontology annotation, molecular function: antiporter activity; UDP-galactose transmembrane transporter activity. Gene Ontology annotation, cellular component: Golgi apparatus.